This is a messenger RNA of Capsella rubella, 2370 nucleotides long. Its product is annotated as protein trichome birefringence-like 16. Gene Ontology annotation, cellular component: Golgi apparatus. Gene Ontology annotation, biological process: plant-type secondary cell wall biogenesis; xyloglucan metabolic process; xylan biosynthetic process. NCBI's taxonomy places the organism in Eukaryota, Viridiplantae, Streptophyta, Magnoliopsida, Brassicales, Brassicaceae. The record is from RefSeq and is a predicted model, not a curated record. Bases 394 to 2058 code for a protein of 554 amino acids. Gene Ontology annotation, molecular function: acetyltransferase activity. The transcript has 7 exons.
GCCUUUCUUAAUUUUCUCCUCUCUCUCUCUCUCUCUCUCUCUCUCUCCCUAAUUAAUUUGAAUUUGAUUUUGAUUUUUUUUGAUAUCUCCAAAGCACGCUUCUCUUCUCCGUACGGCGUCUCCGGUGCAUCGGAUUUCAUCAUCGCCGACAUCUACGGACCCUUAAAUUACAUAAAGAAAAAAGAAUCCUUCGCCUUCGAUUCACUUCCUUCCCUCAAAAUUCUUUCCUCUCGAAUUUGAUUGACGAGGAGAUAUUUGUUAUCUUUGAUCUGUUUAUUCUCAGAUUCAAAGGCAAGGGAUCUACUCCUAAAUGUGUUGUUGAUCAACUAGUUGUUCUGAAAGGAUCACACUGAACCUCGAGGUAGCUGGACAUAUGGCUUGAAUGAUCUAAGUAUGAACGAAAGUUUCUCUGGAACGCCAAGAAGCAUGUCCUUCCAUAGAAAUAGGAUGAAAAGAGGAGCCCUUAGGCGAAGGGCUAGGGAUAUCUCGGUUAUGCUUGUUGUGCUUGUUUCUGCAACCGUAGUCAUAUGGACAUGGAAUAGAACUCCUACCUCAGCCUAUCUUCCACCUGAAAGUCACUAUUUAAAGCUGCAAACAGAAGAAAAGGUUGAUAGAAUACCUACUGUGCUGAAUACUGAAACUAAAGAUAGCUACUCAUCAGCUACUCCAUUUGUAAACAAAGAUGACAGCAAAGAGGAUUCGACCGAUAAUAAAGAUACAGACGAAGAAGAGAAACAAGUAGAAGAAGUUACUGUAAGUGAUACGAACAAAGGGAGGACACCAAUUAUAGAAGAGAAAAAGGUAGAACAAGUGGAACGUGAAGUUAUUGUAAGUGAACCAAAAAAUCAGAAGACACCAACUAGUGAAGAAAAUAAAUUAGAACAGGCGAAACAUGAGGUUGCUGUUGGUGAAGGCGAAGCUAAGAAGACGAUACAUAUUAAAGAGACUGUUUCAGAUCCACAGAGUAAUAUCCUUGCAACAGACAAAGAGAGGACUGAUGGUAGUACUUCCACAGCUCGCAUGGCGAAUCCAGCUUGCAAUUACGCGAAAGGGAAAUGGGUUGUGGACAAUCACCGUCCUUUGUAUUCGGGAUCUCAAUGCAAACAGUGGCUUGCUUCUAUGUGGGCUUGCAGGUUGAUGCAACGUACAGACUUUGCCUUUGAAAGGUUAAGGUGGCAACCUAAAGAUUGCUCUAUGGAAGAAUUUGAGGGUUCCAAAUUCUUGAGAAGGAUGAAGAACAAAACCCUAGCCUUUGUUGGAGACUCGUUGGGAAGACAACAGUUUCAGUCCAUGAUGUGUAUGAUCACGGGAGGCAAAGAGAGGCCUGACGUCCUUGACGUGGGACCAGAAUUUGGGUUCAUAACUCCCGAAGGUGGAGCUCGUCCUGGUGGCUGGGCUUACAGAUUCCCAGAAACAAACACAACGGUCCUAUAUCACUGGUCAUCUACACUCUGCGACAUAGAACCGCUCAACAUAACUGACCCCGCAACUGAACACGCUAUGCAUCUCGAUCGCCCACCAGCGUUUUUACGCCAAUACCUUCAUAAGAUUGAUGUGUUGGUAAUGAACACAGGUCACCACUGGAACCGAGGGAAGCUCAACGGUAACAGAUGGGUGAUGCAUGUUAAUGGCGUUCCCAACACUAACAAGAAGCUAGCCGCUCUUGGGAAUGCCAAGAAUUUCACAAUCCACAGUACUGUUAGUUGGGUUAACUCGCAGCUCCCUCUCCAUCCCGGUCUUAAGGCCUUUUACAGAAGCCUUUCGCCCAGACAUUUUGUGGGCGGGGAAUGGAACACCGGAGGAAGUUGCAAUAACACAAACCCAAUGUCUAUAGGGAAAGAAGUUUUGCAAGAAGAGUCGAGUGAUUACAGCGCUGGUCGCUCAGUGAAAGGUACAGGGGUUAAGCUUUUGGACAUAACAGCCUUAUCUAAUAUUAGAGACGAAGGUCACAUAUCACGGUUCAGUAUCUCGGCUUCACGGGGAGUUCAGGAUUGCCUCCAUUGGUGCUUGCCCGGUGUUCCUGAUACGUGGAAUGAAAUCCUUUUUGCGAUGAUCUAAGUUUUCAAGUUACAGCUGUUGCAUCAAUCAGGAGAAAAGUUCAGAGAAAGGGCUUGAGCCAAAUCAAAGCUUUAGCCUUUUGAUAGCUUUCUACAACACACAUUGUAGUUUUAGCGGCUUGAGGUGUAACUUAGUAAAUUUAUUAUGGUACAAAAGCAAAGCUCUGGCUAUUAUAGACGUAUUUGUCUUAUGCGUUUGCAAACGCUAACUAUACCGGGGUUUUGGUUCCGACCAUAUUUACGGAACAGAUCCUAACUCCUUAACAUUGUCUUGAAGUCAAUUAAAAGAAAUUAUAGAGUUAAUUUUGAAUUA